AUGGAGCUGGAAAAGGGCACCCUGAAUCCGGUUUUCCAGGAUGUGGAAGGCGGCGAGCAAAUGGAGAACAGCAGCACCAGGAUAGAACCAGGGGAUAAGGUGGUGUCAGAGUCCCUCAAGGAGAGCUUUGAACCGGUGGAGGAGUACACCCAGAUCAAGCCGUACGCCGGCAUGCCCAAGGAGGUGCUGCUCCUCUACUCCUCCCAGGCCUGCUACAGAGUACCGAGAGAGAUCCUGUUCUGGCUGACAAUAGCCUGCACGCUGGCACUGUUGGCGCUCACUAUCACCGUGGUGGCGCUGUCCCCACGUUGCCUCAGUUGGUGGCAGGUGUCCCCUGUCUACCAGGUCUACCCACGCUCCUUCCGAGACUCGGACGGAGACGGCGUCGGAGACCUCAAAGGCAUUCAGGAGAAGCUGGGUCAUUUCCAGUACCUGAACAUCAAGUCGGUGUGCGUCGCCCCCUUCUACCGCUCUCCCAUGAAAGACUUUGGCUAUGACGUGGAAGAUUACCGUGCCAUCGACCCUCUUUUUGGGACCAUGCGGGACUUAGAGGACCUCUUGGCUGAAAUGCACAAGUUAGGUUUGAAGCUGAUUAUGGACUUCAUCCCCAAUCACACCAGCGACAAACACCGCUGGUUCAACCUGAGCCGCGCCAGAGAUCCACACUAUGAGGACUACUACGUCUGGGCUGACUGCAAUGCCACCGGACCCAAGCCCAACAACUGGGUGAGCGAGUUUGGGAACUCGUCGUGGACAUACGACGAAGUUCGAGGACAGUGUUACCUGCACCAGUUCCUCAAGGAACAACCCGACCUGAACUUGAGGAACCUUCAUGUCCGCCAAGAAAUGCUUGAUAUCAUGAGUUUCUGGCUGGAGAAGGGGGUGGACGGCUUCCGAAUGGGUGCGGUCAAGCGCCUGCUGGAGGCCGCACACCUGAGGGAUGAACCCCAGGUGGACCCACACCAGCCGCCUGAGUUGGUGACCUCGGAGUGGGAGCUCCACCAUGACUACACCACCACUCAGCUGGGCCUGCAUGACCUGCUGAGGGAGUGGAGGGCUCACAUGGACGUCUACAGCCGGGAGCCUGGCAGAUACCGGCUGAUGGUGACAGAGUCCUACGAUGACCAGGAGGUGGACAAAACCAUGAUGUACUACGGCACACCUCAGGUGAAAGAGAGCGACUUUCCCUUCAACUUCUACCUCAUGGACCUGCCUGGCAACAGCAGCAGCGGCGUGAGGCUCAAACAUCUGGUCCACCUCUGGAUGGGAAACAUGCCCGAAGGACGCUGGCCCAAUUGGAUGGUAGGGAACCACGACAAGCCUCGCAUCGCCUCCACCGCGGGUCAGCGCUUCAUUGGCGUCAUCAACAUGCUCCUGCUGACACUUCCUGGCACGCCGACCACCUACUAUGGCGAGGAGAUCGGCAUGGAGAACAUCAACGUGACCCAGAGUCAGAUUCAAGACCCUGCAGGCAGAUACAAUGCGAGCGCCAGUAGAGACCCUCAGCGUUCUCCCAUGCAGUGGAGUUCUGCAUCCAACGCAGGCUUCACCAACAGAACCAACGCCACGUGGUUGCCCGUGCACCCCGACUACAGCAACGUCAACGUGGAGGACCAGAAGCAAGACGAAGGUUCGCUCCUGUCCCGGUACCGACUCCUGAACACGCUGCGUCAGUCGGAGCCGGCUCUUCAACGAGGCUGGUUCUGCUACGUCCACGCAGACCACCACGUCUUCUCCUACAUCCGAGAACUGGACGGGCUGGACCGCGCCUUCCUCCUGGUGCUCAAUUUGGGCAAGGAGUCGGCCGUCACGGAUCUCUCCGCCGUCGGCGAGCUGCCCGAGCAGCUGGAGGUUCUGAUGAGCACAGACGUGGCCAACGACCGCAAAGCGGUGCAGAAAUCUCAGAUCCAGACCCAGGCUGGAGAGGGUUUGCUGAUGCGGUUCUCGGCCCGCGCUCGGUUUAACACCAACCAUCCCAGCCAGUGUUACGUGUCUGAGAAGGCCUGUUAUUUAAGUGUCAUGGACAUUCUCUAUACCUGCUAACACCAUCUUCUAAUGUUAUUGUUUCAUGUCUGACUCAAUAAGAAAGCAUCACUGCAAUGACUUCCCUUCUCCUUCUGUCUUCCACUAAAGUGCAAACUUUCCGGUUCUUCGCAUCCACAGGUUUAUCUGGUCCUCCUGCGUCGUGAAGAUGGGGGAGGAGGAUCCAGGCCCAGCUCCUUGUAGAGAAACGAUAGCGUGAAGGCUUCCUGCGUAGAGGAGAGCAGAGAUUUAGACCUGAGAGAAGCCCCGUGUUGGUGAGUACGAUCAAGCUCCGCCUCCAGUGCUCCAGGUGGUACAACAGCUCCGGUUGACGUGGCUGAACCAUGACGGGUUCUAGACCGGGAUCGGAGACAUCGACCAUCAGAACCUCUGAGCUGGUCCUGCUGCUGCUGUUGAUGGCUGGGAUUCCUGGUAGACGGAUCGUACGUUGCUCCCGUGCGGAGUCAAGUCCAGACGGUGGACUCUGUGGCACCGCAGACCCUCUUGGCUUGUGUAGAACAAAACCUCAUCUGUGGCCCACUCUGGGAAGACACACUUCUGUUACUCCUUGACAUUAAUCAAACUAGUGUGAUCCAAAGCAUACCGAAGCUGAAGACGUGGUCCAGUGUGAGCAGAACACGAGAUCUUUUCAUUCCGAGCUUCACCAGCACACACCUGAGUGACAUCGUCACAAAACAUCAUUUCAGUGCAAAAUAACUCACGUGUGAUGAUCUUCUCUCCUGUGGACCUUAAAGCUGGCUUGUGUUGUGCCUUCACUGUGACGGCGAGAUGCUUCUCCUGAGGGGACAGACGCAUUCUCUGCACCGUCCACUCUUCAGGUCCUGUCUCCUCAUCGUCUUCCUCACCAACAGGGAUCCGUCCCAGGUGAACAACCUGCUCUGGUUCUGACUCACCUGCAAGUAUUGAGUCUAUCAAUACUGGUGCACAUAUUUGUUUUUAGGAACUGUUCAUACUUGCUUACUGGGGUGGUCAAACGUAUCGAUACUUCGAUACCAACAUGCAAGAAAUACACCAAUUUCUGCUUUUUUCUGUAUCGAAUAAUGUACAACACUUUUUCUUCGGUGAUCCACAUUACUUCACACAUGUGACUGCUGAGCCAGUGUUUUCCAUAUUCCUGGAAGCCUGUCACAAAUAGGGCUGGACGAUUGUGGCAAAAAUUAUAACCACAAUUAUUUUGGUUGAUAUUGUAAUCACGAUUAAUAACUUUGUAUUCAUACUUGUACUUGAAAACAAAUUAAAGUAGUAUAAUAUAUUGUAGCCCCCAGAAGAAAUCACACAGAGUCAGACGCUAUUUUUAACUUUUAUUACCAAUCGUAUGAUAAUAAACAACGGCACAAUUCCAACAGGUUUUACCUCCCAUGAAAACACUUUUGUCUCCUUGAGUCUUCGCUUCCUCAUUCUCCGCCAAUCACCUUUCAGGCAUGGACGGUGUGUUUGUAAACAUACGAAAAACUGACAUCAAAUACAAACAAAAAACAUUAGCUGGUUGUUACAGUAUGAAUUGGUAUAUAUACACUACCGUUCAAAGGUUUGGGGUCACCCAAACAAUUUUG
Entelurus aequoreus (snake pipefish) is the source of this 3596-nucleotide messenger RNA. RefSeq names its product solute carrier family 3 member 1 (gene slc3a1). The coding region runs from base 1 to 2043 and encodes 680 amino acids. Lineage: Eukaryota; Metazoa; Chordata; Actinopteri; Syngnathiformes; Syngnathidae. The transcript is spliced from 12 exons. Gene Ontology annotation, biological process: carbohydrate metabolic process; amino acid transport. The record is from RefSeq and is a predicted model, not a curated record.